This is a messenger RNA of Oncorhynchus keta (chum salmon), 4310 nucleotides long. RefSeq names its product trehalase (brush-border membrane glycoprotein) (gene treh). NCBI's taxonomy places the organism in Eukaryota, Metazoa, Chordata, Actinopteri, Salmoniformes, Salmonidae. Gene Ontology annotation, biological process: trehalose catabolic process. The record is from RefSeq and is a predicted model, not a curated record. Gene Ontology annotation, molecular function: alpha,alpha-trehalase activity. The coding region runs from base 67 to 1827 and encodes 586 amino acids. The transcript has 15 exons.
CCUGUAUGUAAUUCUAGAUAAGUGCCGGUGCUCCUCGCCCUUUCGCUUUUUGAGUUCCUUCUAAACAUGAGAGUGUUUCAGUCAUGUGUUUGUGCCUCCUUGGUGCUGUUCUUCUGUCCUCUCUACUCGUGUGCCUUGCCUCCACCUUGUGACAGUGAGAUCUACUGUUAUGGGGACAUCCUGAGGCAGGUUCAGACCGCCAAACUGUUUGAUGAUGACAAGCACUUUGUGGAUAUGAAGCUGAAGUCAGCCCCUGAUAUUAUCCUGACAGCGUUUCACAACCUGACACACGGAGAUCCAAACGCUGUCCCGCCCGCCGUACUGAGAGACUUCCUUCACACGUACUUUGACGAACCAGGGAAAGAGUUUGCGCCGUGGUCCCCACCUGACUGGCACGACAAGCCACAGUUCCUGGCUGGAAUAGCAGAUGCAGAACUGCGUAGCUGGGCCGAGAAGCUGCACCAUCUGUGGAAGUCUCUUGGGAGAAAGUUCAGUAGUGAUGCUUUGGCCCACCCAGAACGGUACUCUCAGAUCUUCACCCCCCACCCUUUCGUCGUACCUGGAGGACGCUUCAGGGAGCUGUACUAUUGGGACUCCUACUGGGUGAUCAAUGGUCUCCUGCUCUCUGAGAUGACAGACACGGCCCGUGGGAUGAUCCUCAACUUCAUCCACCUCAUCAACCGAUAUGGUUUCAUCCCCAACGGGGCCAGAGUUUACUACGAGCGUCGCAGUCAGCCCCCCUUCCUGUCUCUGAUGGUGGAGAGUUACUAUCAGACCACUAACGACACAGAUUUCCUCAGGACUGCUCUGCCCGCUCUAGAGCAGGAGUACCUGUUCUGGAUGCGGAACCGCUCUGUGGCCGUUGAAGUGAUGGGGAAUAAGCAUGUUCUGAACCGUUAUGAUGUACAGGUCGGCCUGCCCAGACCGGAGUCCUACAGUGAUGAUCUAGAGCUGGCUGAAGGUCUGACCGAGGAUGCUGCAGAGAGGCUGUGGAAAGAGCUGCAUUCAGGAGCAGAGUCCGGGUGGGACUUCUCGUCUCGCUGGUUUGUGGACGGCCUGGGGAACAACAACGGAUCUCUGAAAGACACCAGAACCAGUCUGCUCGUUCCUACAGACCUCAACGCUCUGCUCUGUCGCAACGAAAGGACACUGGCUCACUUCUACAGGACGCUGGGUAAUGAGUCUGAAGCAGCGCGGUAUGACAAAGCUGUAUCAGCCAGACAAGAGGCCAUAGAGGCAGUGCUGUGGGAUGAGAAGAGGGGCGUCUGGUUGGACUACAGCCUGGUAACCAACACCUCCCACCCUGCAUUCUACCCCACCAACCUGACCCCUGUCUGGGCAGACUGCUACUCCCAGCCUUCCAUGGGACAGAAGGCACUACACUAUCUACAGACUAGUGGUGGUCUUGCGUUCCCCAACGGUGUCCCUACGUCCCUGGUUGACAGUGGUCAGCAGUGGGACUACCCCAACGCAUGGCCCCCUCUACAACACAUACUCAUCCAAGGCCUGUCCAGUCUGCCCUCACAGGAAGCUAGAGAGCUGGGGUUUGAUUUGGCUCAGCGCUGGAUCAGAACCAACUGGCUGGCCUACGUCAAGUAUGAAGCCAUGUUUGAGAAGUACGAUGUGAACGGAGAUGGGAAGCCAGGCGGAGGAGGAGAAUAUGAAGUUCAGUUGGGAUUUGGUUGGACCAAUGGUGUGGCUCUCCAGCUCCUGUCUCAGUACGGCGACCGGCUCUCCUCUGGCAGCAACGGAAACAGCUUCACCUCGUGUCUAAGCAUCAGCGUCUCUGUGGCCCUGCUCUGCUCAGCCCAAACUCUGUUCCUAUGAAAUACAAUGGGUGUAGGGUGGAGUUGCCCCUAGACGCUGAUCUCGGGUCAGUUUUCCCCACCAAUAGUUAGGAUUGGGGCGGAGGAUUCGGAGCUUUUAAAAUGCUUAGAGGAGGAUGUUGAUUCGUUAAACUGUACAGAGUCUGAAAAUGAAGAUUUUAAACUCUCUCUGUUUCCCCUGCUAACUAUCAUUGUGUGUGUAAUGUUGUGGAAAUGUCCUCUAUUUACCAAAUCACACACAAGUCAGAGUUAGUUAUCACAAAGUCCAUCUUUAAUUAUAUGAGCUCUAUCACAACCCUGUGACUCUCAGAUCAAUUCAGUGUCUAUCAAUGAAUUCUCUGAGUCCCUUCUACAUUUCAACUGAGGUCCUUUAUAGCAAAGACACACAUAGGAUAAGACAGCAUCGGCAUAAUUCAUCGUUCAGCUUUGUCUCCUAAACUAUGUUAUUUUCUCAAACUCAGAACCAUAAACCAAUCCUCCAUAUCAACAGGCAUAUAUCAAAUCCAUCCUAUCUUGACAAGAUCACAGAGACACACUGACUGGCACACAGACAUUGUGGAGCCAAGAGAUACACGCUUGACCUCUCCCCUCUCUGCGUCCCAUGCAACUUAGUCUUGACAUAGAACAGAUAACUGCAACCCCGCCACAGUAUUAUACAAAAACAACAUUCUGAUGAGAAGUAACUUAUAAACAUAUGAUUAAUAUAAAACAUCUUACCUAUGUUACCAACUAAUUCUGAUUAUUCCCCAAUAGUGUGCGUGUGUGUGUGUGUGUGUGUGUGUGUGUGUGUGUGUGUGUGUACGCCACUAUCUAUCGUAGACUGUGACACAUUGAACUGACACCUUACACACAUGAUGAUCAUGGUAACUGAUAUUGAACUGACACCUUACACACAUGAUGAUCAUGGUAACUGAUAUUGAACUGACACCUUAACACACAUGAUGAUCAUGGUAACUGAUAUUGAACUGACACCUUAACACACAUGAUGAUCAUGGUAACUGAUAUUGAACUGACACCUUAACACACAUGAUGAUCAUGGUAACUGAUAUUGAACUGAGAUCACAAACGAUAAUAAUCUUCAUCCAUGUAUAAGGUAUUUCACUGGAGCUGAACUCCUGGUGUGUCAGGAAGCAUUUCCAUACUGGAAGUGGGACCCCAUUCCCUUAUAUGGUCAACUACUCUAGACCAGGGCCCCAGUGCACUUCAAAGAGGAUAGGGAGCUAUUUAGGACGUAGACAGAGUCAGAUGUGCAGUGAUUGGUUUAAAGAUAAUCAGAUCUAGUGGUGUGAGAUGUGCAGUGAUUGGUUUAAAGAUAAUCAGAUCUGGUGGUGUGAGAUGUGCAGUGAUUGGUUUAAAGAUAAUACAAUCAGAUAUAGUGGUGUGAGAUGUGUAGUGAUUGGUUUAAAGCUAAUCAGAUCUACUGGUGUGAGAUGUGCAGUGAUUGGUUUAAAGCUAAUCAGAUCUGGUGGCGUGAGAUGUGCAGUGAUUGGUUUAAAGCUAAUCAGAUCUAGUGGUGUGAGAUGUGCAGUGAUUGGUUUAAAGCUAAUCAGAUCUACUGGUGGCGUGAGAUGUGCAGUGAUUGGUUUAAAGCUAAUCAGAUCUGGUGGCGUGAGAUGUGCAGUGAUUGGUUUAAAGCUAAUCAGAUCUACUGGUGUGAGAUGUGCAGUGAUUGGUUUAAAGCUAAUCAGAUCUGGUGGCGUGAGAUGUGCAGUGAUUGGUUUAAAGAUAAUACAAUCAGAUAUAGUGGUGUGUUUUGUGUGACUCAUGUCUAAAUGAAUCAAUUGUCUCCAAUGCUGCCUGUUUUGAAGGUCAAAUUGGGAGAAACUGGGGAACGAUAUGACUGUAAUCCCUCGGAGCAUUUGGAAACAGACAAUAAAUGCUGUUUAAUGCAGUCCCGAUCAACAGUGUUGUUCAUAGUUUGAGUUGAAUGAGUAUGGCCAAUGUAUGAACAGCUCUUGUUUAUUAUAAAAUGUAUUUCUGUUUGUUCACCUGACAAUGCUUCCCUGUCAGUCUUUGACAGUGUUUUGUCUGGAGAAAAUGUGCACUACUCUUGAAAGUGCACAAGGUUUAUACCCUAAUUGGCUGUCUGCAGACACGGCUCUCUUCUACCUCAAUAUAACUAACACACAGAGAUAUGCAAAAGGUCAUCAGAUGAGAGGUUCGGGCGAAUCUGCUCCUCAAAGAGAAAUGCCACUGACCCGACUUUGGAGAUAUGAGGCAGGAGAGGAGGCAGGAGCAGCCCUGUUUCCCUUAAAAUUUGACCUUUUAAAUAAAAAAUAAAAAAAAGAUGUCAGUUGGAGUAGAAGUUGUUCAAUUCAAAAACCCAAAUUAAACAAAAAAUAAUAAUGUUUGCCUCCUGUUGAAUUUCCUCAGUGAAGCGUGACUUUAAAAAAAAUCAGGGUUCUGUGUCCUGAUGGUUUAAAUCAGAAAUGACACCUUUUGUUUUUGUAGGAGAGAAAAAUAAAUAAAGCUCACUGAAAUUCU